AUGCUACCAACUCGUGAUAACGUGACGAGUCUAUUGCAUUCGGUCGUGAUCAACUCGUCGCUCAAAGGGCGAUCAAGUUCGACAAUCACAAAGCAAAACUCUAGUGCACUACGUGAUACAGAUCACAGAAUGCUUCAACAAAAAGGAAUUCUCGAAAAGGAGUACAGCAUUGUAUUUCCAUCUAAAAAACUGUGCACUGAUGAAAGUGAUGUUGUGAUGCUUUCAGAUUAUCAACAAAUAGCUGAUUUCAAGUUAGCUUUGAAACUUCAACAAGAUGAAUUAGAAAGUCCACCAGACAAUGGGCCAUCAUUUCAACUGUGCACUGACUCCCCUGAAUGCAGUAACAACGCUGAAUGCACUGACUCGGCUGAUGAUGAGAACACAGCAGCUACUGCACUGUUAUUUUUGAAAUCAAGCAGUAAGCAGUAUGAAUAG
Messenger RNA from Paramuricea clavata, 435 nucleotides. The record is from the annotation of a GenBank genome assembly. NCBI's taxonomy places the organism in Eukaryota, Metazoa, Cnidaria, Anthozoa, Malacalcyonacea, Plexauridae.